Messenger RNA from Scleropages formosus (Asian bonytongue), 1083 nucleotides. RefSeq names its product E3 ubiquitin/ISG15 ligase TRIM25-like. Bases 1 to 1083 code for a protein of 360 amino acids. The record is from RefSeq and is a predicted model, not a curated record. The transcript is spliced from 7 exons. NCBI's taxonomy places the organism in Eukaryota, Metazoa, Chordata, Actinopteri, Osteoglossiformes, Osteoglossidae. Gene Ontology annotation, molecular function: zinc ion binding.
AUGGAGCAAGUUGGAGACUCUUUUAAUAAAGACCAAUUUAUUUGUCCAGUCUGUCUGGAUCUACUGAAGGAUCCCGUCACUAUUCCCUGUGGACACAGUUACUGUACGGACUGUAUUGAGGACUGCUGGGAUCAGGAGGAUCAUGUUGGUGUCUACAGCUGUCCUCAGUGCAGGCAGACCUUCACGUCAAGACCUGUUCUGGGCAGAAACACCAUCUUGGCUGAAGUGCUGGAGAAACUGAAGAAGACAGAACUCCAGGCUGCUCCUCCUGAACACUGUUACGCUGGACAUGGAGAUCCUCACUAUUAUUCUCCUGCUUUCAAAAAGCACAAACUGAUUGACAGCACCGAACAACUCCAGGACAGAAUGUGUUCCCUACAUGACAAGCUGCUGGAGUUCUACUGCAGUACUGACCAUCAGUGUGUCUGUUAUCAGUGUGUGAUGGAUGAACACAAAAAGCAUGAUACAGGUUCUGCUGCAGCAGUACGGAUGGAGAAUCAGAAGUUGCUGGAUGCAGCUCAGAGGGAAAUUCAGCAAAGAAUCAAAGAGAGAGAGAAAGACAUGGAGGAGCUGAGACAGGCUGUGGACUUACUCACACGUUCUGCACAGGCAGCACUGGAGGACACUGAGAACAUCUUUGCUGAGAUGAUCCACUGCAUUGAGAAAAGGUGCUCUGAGGUGAAAGAUGUGAUCAGAGCUCAGGAGAAGGCUGCACUGAAUCAGAUUUAUGGUCUACUGGAGCAAGUGGACCAAGAGAUUGCUGAGCUCAAGAAGAGACAAGCUGAUCUAGAGAAGUUUUCACACACCAAAGACCACAUCCAUUUCCUCCAGCGUGUCCAGUCUCUCUGUGUCUCUCCCCCAUCUGGAGAACUACCUACCAUCAAUAUCAGCUUACAGUGCCCUUUUGGGGAUAUGAAGACAUCACUCUCAAAACUCAACAAUCAACUGGAUCUGCUCUUCAAAGGGGAAUUGGUCAAGAUAUCGCAAACAGAUGCCUGUGAGUUGACACUGGACCCCAACACAGUGAACGAGUACCUCUUUCUGUCUGAGGGGAACACAAUGAGUCCAGACCACAUUCACUGA